Menidia menidia (Atlantic silverside) is the source of this 1460-nucleotide messenger RNA. Lineage: Eukaryota; Metazoa; Chordata; Actinopteri; Atheriniformes; Atherinopsidae. The record is from the annotation of a GenBank genome assembly.
GGCAGUGAGCUAAACACCUAUGGCUGAGCAGAGCAGGUUAGCAGGGGGACACAGAGACGAACAGGUUAGUGGGGAACGUAGCCAGCUGACCAAAGACAGGUUAUGUUUGGGUUAAUUUUUAGCCUUAGGACGGCCAGCUCAUGGCCCUGUAGCCGUUUGCCCCGGCUGAACACCUUAACAGGACCUCUGCUCUCCAGGAGCCACUCGUCUAAAAUGUCGUCAGACUCCCACUGGCUCUCCCCUGCAGACCGGGACCAGCUAGUGAUGGAGCUCAGGGCCACCGGAUGGAUGGAGGUGGAGGAUCGUGAUGCUAUCUUCAAGGAGCUGCACUUUAAAACCUUUAAUCAGGAGCGGCGGGACACCAAUGCGGGUGAUGAUGGGGCUGGCGGGGGUAAUCAUCGGGUAGUCGUGGCGGUGUGUAAUGGAGGAAAACGGGCUUGUCUUCAUGAGUUUGCGUAUUCUGGCGAGGCUUUUGGAUUCAUGUCACGAGUGGCUCUGCAGGCGGAGAAGAUGAACCAUCACCCAGAGUGGUUUAAUGUUUAUAAUAAGGUACAGAUUACACUGACUACCCACGACUGUGGAGGACUGUCUAAAAGAGACAUCAAAAUGGCCAAGUUCAUUGACAAAAUUGCACUUUCAAUGUAAAAUGUUCUUUUUAACCUGAAACUUAAACCCGUCUUUUCCAUCCAUCAUGUUAGAUUUAUCAAACAAAUGUCACAUGUCCACAAUCUGCAACUGUUUGUGUCUUCGAGUCAGCUUACAUACUAUGACUUUAUUUUUUAAAGCUUUCUUUCGACAAGAUUUCUAUAAGAAAAAAAAAAGUAAAUUAAUAAAAAUGAAUAAAACUUUGAUUUAAUUUCUCUGUUGCCUCUUCACUGAUGGUGUGUGACUUCAGUUAUUUCUAAAAGACAAGUUUCAAUUAAUUGUGUUGCUGUAUUUCUCCCAUUUUUAUUUUAACAGGGGGCAUUAAAAAAUUAUUGAAGUACUUCCCAGUGCUCUGUCCAGUACAUGCCAGUGAUCUGGAGGAUACUUUUUUCUGGAGUAAGUCCUGCACCCGGACACAUGUUCCCAUUUUGGCUCUGUAGAGUGAAGCAAACAAUGAAAGAGGUCAAAGUCAGUAGAAGGGGGAUUUACCUGAUUUACAAUUUGUUAUGGCCUGAGUCAGAUAAAGCUCCUGUGUUUUCCUGACUGGAUUGCCAUUGGAAAAAGAUCAGCGAGUAAAAUGAGUGGAAAAUGGCAAAUGUUACAUCAGGAGUAAUACUGGGUUACAAACAGCCGUACACUUUUCCUUUGAGUGUAAGUUAAUGCAUCAUGUCCACAAUUGUGAUAAAUUGUCUUUCCUUUUUACAUUAUUGUAUGAGAAGGCGCCUAAAGUCACAUUUCUGUUCACUAUCUCUGCAUUUCUAAAUAAAAAAGCCCUUUUCAAGUCACGUUUCAGCAUUUCAGUUGGUCGAUAGCGA